This is a messenger RNA of Chironomus riparius, 1258 nucleotides long. Lineage: Eukaryota; Metazoa; Arthropoda; Insecta; Diptera; Chironomidae. The record is from the annotation of a GenBank genome assembly.
AUGGGUUGUGCAAGCAGUUCACCACUCACAGUAAAUGGAGGUCCAGGCGGACUUGUAGAGAAUGCAAAAACAGCAGCAACAGAAAUUAUGAAUACGGGAGAGAAGGCCAUAAAUGAAGUCGGAGAGAACAUUGCCGAGACCGUGACACAAACGAAGGAUACAAUUGUUGAGUCUAUUAAUGGAGUUGUGAAGAAGAAAGAUGAUUUAAUGACAAAAAUACCACUGAAAGAUCCUGAUAUGGAUGAGGAGAGUGAAAAUCACUUGAUUGAAGAAAAUUUGGAAAACUUAAAGAAUGAGAUGAUGUCAAAAGCACAAAAUGUUGUGGACGAAACUGAUAAAAUAACUGAUGAACUAAUCAAAGACACAGAGGAUGUAAUUCGUGAUGCAGAAACUGGAAUUGUUGAUUUAAAAAAUGACAUGAUGGAGAAAACGGAUGCAAUGAAGGAUGAAGUCAUGGAUGAAAUUAAAUCAAAAUCACCAACACAUUCAAUAGACAGCUUAAAGACAUCUGUAGCAGAACCAGAAAUCGAGACGCUUUUAAAUGGCGAUGCAGAAGAUAAUCCAGUCUCUCCAGAGGCAACAGUUGGUGAACUUGAGAAUCUUAGCAACGAAGAGGAAAGUAAACCGGUAGAAGAACCAGAAUCAGAGCCAUCAGCGCCUCCAGCCGAAGAAACAAUGCCAGAAUCAUCAGAGAUAGAAUCAUCAAUGCCGGAACCCGAACAUCCAGAACCGGUUAAGCAAGAAGACGAUCUUGUGGUGGAAGACAUAAAAUCAACAGACGAGAGCUCAAACGACUCGAGCGUAUCACAAAUUGGCAAAAAAUUGGCAAAAUCAUUUGCAGUUGAUGAAUUAAGUUCCCAUGAUGAUUCAGACAACAGCGAAGAUGAGACAAAACAAGAAAUUGAUGAGCCAAAAACUCAUUGGGAAGAGAUGCAUGACAUAUACUUUAAGAAGCGAUUCUCACGUCCAUUAAAUGCAAGUGUUGAGAGUCUGAUGGAAGAUGAAGAAGAAUGCAGAAUAAAUCUAUCAAAUAUGUAUAAUGAGAUGGAUGCAAUUAAGGCUAAACCAUCAACACCACCGUCUGAACCUCAACGCAUGCCAUCAUUGCGUAAAGAACCGUCUACUGACUCUACGAUGGAUGUAAUUGAUGCAUUGAUUAAAAGUAUUGAGAAAGAAGUUAAAAUGGAAGAAGCUAAUGAUGAUGUUCCGAUUGUUUCUGUGACUGAUGAAAAUUGAGAGAGUUUUGAAUAAGAAUUGG